Messenger RNA from Oncorhynchus nerka (sockeye salmon), 4817 nucleotides. Its product is annotated as WD repeat domain phosphoinositide-interacting protein 3-like. Gene Ontology annotation, molecular function: phosphatidylinositol-3,5-bisphosphate binding; protein binding; phosphatidylinositol-3-phosphate binding. Gene Ontology annotation, biological process: autophagy of mitochondrion; protein localization to phagophore assembly site; protein lipidation. Gene Ontology annotation, cellular component: cytosol; phagophore assembly site membrane; extrinsic component of membrane. The transcript has 10 exons. Lineage: Eukaryota; Metazoa; Chordata; Actinopteri; Salmoniformes; Salmonidae. The coding region runs from base 120 to 1154 and encodes 344 amino acids. The record is from RefSeq and is a predicted model, not a curated record.
AAUAGCUGUGUCUGGCUGUGUUGUUUUUCCUGGCUGCUUGUCUGUGGCACAGGAGGAACGCUAGCUAGCAUUCUGUUCAAAUUCGGCUAACGUACGCCUGUGAUUAUCUGAUCGAAGUAAUGAAUUUAUUUCCGUCAAAUGCACACGGGAACGGACUCUUGUACGCGGGAUUCAACCAGGAUCAUGGGUGCUUUGCUUGCGGAAUGGAGAAUGGGUUUAGAGUGUACAACGCAGACCCACUCAAAGAGAAAGAAAAACAAGAGUUCAUGGAGGGCGGGGUCAGCCAUGUGGAGAUGCUGUUCAGGUGUAACUACCUAGCGCUGGUCGGAGGAGGGAAGAAGCCCAAAUAUCCACCUAACAAAGUGAUGAUCUGGGAUGACCUGAAGAAAAAGACGGUUAUAGAAAUCGAGUUCUCCACGGAGGUCAAAGCAGUGAAGCUUCGAAGGGACAGGAUCGUUGUGGUCCUGGACUCAAUGAUCAAAGUGUUCACGUUCACCCACAACCCUCAUCAGCUGCAUGUAUUUGAGACCUGCUAUAACCCCAAAGGUCUGUGUGUGCUGUGCCCCAACAGUAACAACUCUCUCCUGGCGUUCCCGGGCACCCACUCUGGGCAUGUGCAGAUCGUAGACCUGGCCAACACAGAGAAGCCUCCAGUGGACAUCCCCGCCCAUGAGGGGGUGCUGUGCUGCAUCGCCCUCAACCUGCAGGGAACCAGGAUAGCCACCGCCUCCGAGAAAGGAACCCUGAUCAGAAUAUUUGACACCAUGGCAGGUCACCUGAUUCAGGAGUUGAGGCGGGGGUCACAGGCCGCUAACAUCUACUGCAUCAACUUCAACCAGGACGCGUCCCUCAUCUGUCUGUCUAGUGACCAUGGUACUGUCCACAUAUUCGCUGCAGAGGACCCCAAGAGGAACAAACAGUCCAGCUUAGCCUCUGCUAGUUUCCUUCCUAAGUACUUCAGCUCCAAGUGGAGUUUCUCCAAGUUCCAGGUUCCAUCAAAUUCGCCGUGUGUGUGUGCCUUUGGAACAGAACCCAACUCUGUCAUAGCCAUUUGUGCUGACGGCAGCUACUACAAGUUCCUGUUCAACCCGAAGGGGGAGUGUUCCCGAGACGUCUACGCCCAGUUCCUGGAGAUGACUGAUGAGAAGAUCUGACCUUUAACCCAGACUCCUCCUGCAGACAGACAGACGUGUGUUUAUAUUCUGGAGCAGGAGGACAAGGGGGAUGGACAGAAGGAGGAGGUUAGGUGUCUCUGCUCACCCAGUGCUGAUAGACUCUCAAUGGAGAGAGGGAGACCGCCUUAGAAACGACAAGACGGACGGAGGGAGCGAUGAAUGAAGUCAAUGUCCUCUCUGACACAAACUACUUAGAGACCAUCUUUGAACAACUAGCAAAGGACAGACAGAUGGACAGACUGUCACCUGGACCUUGUUGUCCUGCUACUCUGAGAACCAAACAGGGAAAUGUAUUUUUGUUGCUUUUUAAAGAUGUCUUCCGUGGAAUUUACAAUGAUCGGUUGAUUAUUCUGGUUAUUUUUUUUUAACGGCGUAUUGCGUUAAUUCCAAUAGGUAGAUGCAUAGAAAAAUAAAUAUUGUAAACUAACACCACCUAAUCUAACUAUAGGGAGUGCCUCUGAGCUGAAUCAAUAUUGGACUGUGUAUAUAUAUACUCGCAUAUGUGCCUUCAGGAAGUAUUCAUGCCCUUUGACUUAUUUCUCAUUUUGUUGUUACAGCCUGAAUUCUAAAUUGAUUAUAUAUAUAUAUAUAUAUAUAUAUAUUAAACACAUCUACACACAAUACCUCAUAAUGACUAAGUGAAAACAUGUUUUUAGAAAUGUUUGCAAAUGUAAAAUGAAAUGCAGACAUUUCUAAUUUACAUAAGUAUUCACACCCCUGAGUCAAUACUUUGUAAAAGCACCUUUUGACAGUGACUACAGCUGUGAGUCUUUCUGGGUACGUCUCUAAGAACUUUCCACACCUGGAUUGUGCAACAUUUGCCCGUUAUUCUUUUUCAAAAUGUUUCAAACUCUCAAAUUGGUUGUUGAUUGUUGCUAGACAUCCAUUUUCAGUUCUUGCCAUAGAUUUUCAAGUAGAUUUAAGUCAAAACACUAACUCAGCCAUUCAGUAACAUUAACCGUCUUCUUGGUAAGCAACUCCAGUGUAGAUUUGGCCUUGUGUUUUAGGUUAUUGUCCUGCUGAAAGGUGAAUUAAUCUCCCAGUGUCUGCUGGAAGGCAGACUGAACCCCAGUCCUUAACAAUUACAAUCAUAGCCAUAACAUGAUGCAGCCACCACUAUGCUUGAAAAUAUGGAGAGUGGUACUCAGUAAUGUGUUAUGUUUGGGGCAAAUCCAACACUUUGUAUUCAGGACAAAAAUGUAAUUGCUGAGCCUCAUGUUUUGCAGGUAAUUAGUUUAGUGUCUUGUUACAAACAUAAUACACAUUUUCCAAAACAUGCAUCAUCUACAGGCUUCCUUAUUUUCACUCUGUCAAUUAGGUUAGUAUUGUGGAGUAACUGCAUUGGGUUUGAUUCAUCCUCAGUGUUCUCCUAUCACAGCCAUUAAACUAACUGUUUUAAGGUCACUAUUGGCCUCACGGUGAAAUCCCUGAGCAGUUUCCUUUCUCUCUGGCAACUGAGUUAGUGACUGGGUGUAUUAAUACACUAUCCAGAAUGUAAUUAAUAACUUCACCGUGCUCAAAGGGAUAUUCAAUGUCUACUUUUUAUUUUAAUGUUUACCCAUCUACCAAUAGGUGCCCUUUUUUUACAAGGCAUUAGAAAACCUCCCUGGUCUUUGUGGUUGAAUCUGUGUUUGAAAUUCACUGCUCAACCUUACAGAUAAUUGUAUGUGUGGGGUACAGAGAUGAGGUACUCAUUUCAAAAUAAUGUUAAACACUCACAGAGCGAGUCUAUGCAACUUACUAUGUGACAUGAUUAAGCACAUUUUUACUCCUGAAAGUAUUUAGGCUUGCCAUAACUAAGUGUUUGACUCAAGACAUUUCGGUUGUCAUUUGUAAACAUUUCCGCUUGCACAUUUUGGGGUAUUGUGGUUAAGCCAGUGACAAACAAAUCUCAAUUUAAUAAAUGUUUAAUUCCGGCUGUAAAACACAAUGUGGACAAAAUCAAAGGGUAUGAAUACUUCGUGAAGGCACUGAUAUGCAUAUUUGGGUGGGAUUUCACAAAGGAAGAUCUUGUGAGUUUGAGCCAGGUGGGUAAACACCUAGAAACAGAGCUUUCUUCCUACGGUUGAAGAAACGAGUCACCCAUUAAGGGGCGGCAGGUAGCCUAGUGGUUAGAGCAUUGGGCCACUAACCCGAAAGGUUGCUGGAUCGUGUCCCCAAGCUGACAAGGUAAAAAAUCUGUUGUCCUGCCCCUGGACAAGGCAGGUAAUCCACUGUUCCCCAGUAGGACGUCAUUGUAAAUAAGAAUGUGUUCUGACUUGCCUCGUUAAAUUGAAAAAAGUUCAUAUUUUUUACAUGAUUUUUAAAAUCUUGAUUUACGGUGGUUUAUCUGGUUAACCUCAGGGAUUCCUCUUGGUGAAACCUCACCCUGGUAGAGUUUAGCUUCGCUGUAUAAACACAAUGAAUGCGCCAUCCUGAACACAUGUCACUUACCGUAGAAGAAGAAGAAGAGAUCUCAUGGUAAUCAAUGUUUCGCUUUUCCUGACAUUUCAUGUUGUAGCUUACUAUGUAUAUAUGUACGUGUAAUAUCCUUGAUGUGAGUCUCGCCCUCCUUGUGGAGGGAAUAUAUUAUUUACAACUCUAAUUAGUACCUAUAAAGCACUGAUUUGGGGCUAGAUUCAAUCCCAUCGCCCCUUUUCGGGCUAUGCACCUUUUUUAAAGGCAACAUAUCCGUGUUCGAGGAGAUCGCAUCCGUGGUAAAUGCUGCAUAUGUCGGCUCAAUGGGAAAUGUAUGUCAAUCGCGCUAUAACACAGCUCUUCCGCGGUACGGAUUGAAUCUAGGCCCAAGUACUUUGAUCUUUACAUUUGAGUUUUGAGCAUAAUCAAACUCGGGCAACUUGAUCAGUCUCAGAUGAUUUUCAAUGACGCGUAAUGUUCCUAAUUCUUUCAAAGAAACCAAUGUUUAUCAUGCAUCCGUUCCUGAAUGAAUAGAACCGUUUUCCCAGAACCAAGCCGUCCCGGCCAUUGUGGAAACUGCUGCAGUAUUCUGCCGUGAUCAAAGUGCAUUUCCACCCCCUUAUGAAAGUCUUACGAGUGACACAUUCUAGCUGAAUUAAACCAAAAUCCACUUCCUUGUGUGACUGAAUUACACACCCAUUCCUUUUUGGUGAGGUUUAAUUGGCUGGUGUAGUUUGCCUCUUGAAGAGAGAAGUCUCUUCUGCUUGCUCACUAGGGCCAGCUUUAGCAAGCUUCUGCAUAUGUUAACUGAUCUACAAAUAAUGGUAACAUUUGUGGAUCUACAAGCAGUAUUGACUUUAGAGCCUAUCUCAUGUUUGUCACAGUAUCAGGUCCAGCUUUUUGGCCCAUGUAUGUGACCUUACAAUGCAGUACUACAAUGUAUUUUUCUGUAUCUUUCAGUAUGUUUCUGAUUUGUCCGACGCACAUUUCUCUUUAAUUUUGAAUUCAAUGGGAACCGCUUUCUGAAUGCAUUUCAUUUGUUGCAUCCAGCUCUGAUUGUACAUAUGUCGGGGGAAUUUAAUCCCUACACACACACACACACACACACAACACUAUGCUGCCAUUUAACUACAUAUGGACGCGGCACAAACUCUCCUGUUUAUGUGACACAUUCAAAAUGAUUGUAAAAUCCUGCAUUUAAAUUUGUAAAUAAAAUGUCAUGUCCGUAUGGACAUUUGUACAUGA